AUUAAAUGAGUUUAUUUAAAUCAAGAGGGAAUUCCUUUGAAAAGGUUCCCAAAACACCAAAAAAAUCCAAAAUUGAAUAUUUUUUUCGCUUUUUUUUGUUUAUUUUAUUAUUCUUUUUCUUUCUCAAGAAAGUCGCUUUGGUUAACAAAUCUCGCUUAAAGUUACAGGACAAUUUUCGUGUUUAUGAGUCUAAAUUAUCUACAAGCCGUAUAAAGGCUAAACCUUUUGACCCAGAUUUAUACUCAGCAAGGAUCGACUUUGCCUCUGAAGAGUUUGGCACCAAGAUUAUCGCACAUUCUAAAGGUUUGUCAAAGGUAUCAAGGAUUUUAGAAGAUGAUUCUGGCUCAUAUAUGCUUACACCUUGCAAUACCUCAGACUGGUUUGUUCUGUCAUUCCCUGAGAGUAUUUUGAUCCAGGAAAUAUCAUUUUUGUCUUUCGAGUACUAUUCUUCGUCCUACAAGAACAUUAGAAUUUCUAUAACCGGCACAUAUCCCAGUGGGAAAUGGCUUACCCUGGGUGAGCUUGAAACUGACCCUUCAAGAAAUGAGAUUUUUGACCUUUCUGUUGUAUGUAACACUGAUAAAAAUGACUGUUGGGGUAAAUACUUAAAAGUCGAACUUUUAGAUUACCAUAGGCUUGAGUUGAACUACUAUUGCUCAAUAACGAAGAUGAUGGUCUAUGGGAUCACGGCGGUAGAGUAUUUGGAAACUGAAAUUUCUGACGACAGUUCCCUUUACAAUUCAUUUGCGCAACCAAAUGUUACUGGAUAUCCAUCAAUAACAUAUGAAACCACUGGUAAUACUUGUGAUGAUAUGGUUGGUUCUGUUGUGAAUAAACAAUUGGACACCGCAGUUGAUACUGAUACCGCAGCGGAUAGUGUUAUGGUUACUACUAAAAAGGAGAAAGAAGCAGAGAGAGAAGUGUGCGAAAUAGGUCCAUUGCAUGAAUCUCCAAUGAAGAAAUUGUCAGACUUAAAGUGUUUUGCAAAGACUUCAGAAGUACUAAACCCAACCUUUGUGUAUGAUAUAAAGAACGUUAUUUUGAACUCAUUUUACAAGUUUCUAAUGAGACUGGCACUGAGGAAAGAUAAAAAUUUGCAUAAUAAAAAGUUAAUUCACAGAGUCUUGAAGAUUGGAAAGUUUAAAAGGUACUGUGGUACAAAUUUGCUUUUCCAAUUUGACUGUAACAGGUUCAUCACUAACCUACUUUUGGACAAGUAUUCUGUCUAUUACGCUAACAUUUUAGAUCAGGUGAGACUUCCCUCAAGACAUCUCUGGUUUGAAAGUGUUAUUUUUUACUUUUUCAAGAAUAAAAGGCAUGUUAUAGGUGGGAUAAUGAACGAUGUGGGAAUUAAGGAGGUACCAAUUCUAGUAUGUACAGAGUCUAUGGGCCUAAUUUCUAAAUUCAAAUGUUAUUUUUACUUCAAUCUGAAGUCAUUUUCUACUCUUCUUUUCACUCAAUUUACUGAGGGUUAUAGGAUUCAUGGGUUCAAACCCAGAACUGGUUCACUAAGCCACAAUUUGAGGGAUAAAUUAUAUUUGUUUUAUGUUGACAAUAGAAUUAAUAUAAUGUCAGUCCCUAAAUUUAAAGGAUUAACAAUUGAUGAUGAAAGUUUAGUUAGAAGAUACGACUAUAAGGUUAAGGAUAAGUAUAUAUCAACCGUGACUGUGAUCGAUAAUAAGUUGUAUAUUAAUGUGUCCUCAAGUUACUCAACUUAUUUCCCCUUUGAUGUAGAUUCAUCAAAUCAAAAACUUGAUAAGGAACUAAUUAAGUCAAACACUUCUUUGUAUAGAUUUGAUUUUUUGUCAAAGAUUACCAGGUAUAAAGAUAACCUAAACAGGCUAAACAAGUCAAAGAGGUAUGGUAAAAAGGCACAAUUUGACGAAAAGGAAAAGUUUAAACAUCGUAACUUUUAUCAACAAGAUGAAAACACAAAGUCGACUGAUUCCAAAACACAUAAACACGUGCUUUUAAAAUUGUCUGAACGUAUUAAAUCUCUCGAAUUCCUAACCAAUAAACUUUCCAAUAAAAUUUAUCAAGUUGAAAAUCUACUCAACUUCUACAUCAAACGACAAUUAUAUUCCAAUCAACAGGGAGAAUUGGAGCGUGAAUUGAAUUACGAGUUUGAAGUGAUAUUGAAGGUAUUGGAUAUAAGGAGAUAUAAAUUAGUUGUAAGAGAUGUUAAGAGUUUUAAGAAUUCAUUAAGAAAAGGUGAAUAUUACUAUAAAAGGAUAAAACGAUAUAAUUGUUAUGAAACGGGUUAUUUGUACAUUAAAAAUAGAGAUCUUUUACGAUUGAAAAAAAAUCUGUGUAAAUUAACAAAUUGUACUUCUGACAGGAAGUCAUUUAAAAGAUACUUGUUCCUAUGUAAAUUAAGUAAAUUUUAUAAACUCUUUAAUAAGCCAAAACUUACAAAAUCCAUUGCAAAUUAUGGUUGUAUGUGUACUCAGCCGCUUGGUCAUUCUUUCAAUAACAUAUCAAUGGACCAAGGUGACGACUGGUUAUAUAUGGACAAUUAUGACAAGUAUAGCGAUUUUUUAUUGAUUUUGAAUAAUUUUAUUUCCCUUUUUAGGGAUAAAUUUUCUGGUUAUUUUAAUUUCUAUUUCCUGUUUCUACUGUACAUUUGCACACAAAUCUUUUGGAUCUGUAAAUUCAAUUCACACGAUAAAAAAAUCAAAAAAUUACUCAAUUUAAAAAAAUCUUAAUCUAACUUAUUAAUAUAAUAUAUAUUUA
Theileria parva strain Muguga is the source of this 2733-nucleotide messenger RNA. It is a transcript of the gene sun2, whose product is annotated as Sad1 / UNC-like C-terminal family protein. The transcript has 3 exons. Gene Ontology annotation, biological process: protein folding in endoplasmic reticulum. Gene Ontology annotation, cellular component: membrane; cytoplasm. Lineage: Eukaryota; Apicomplexa; Aconoidasida; Piroplasmida; Theileriidae. The record is from RefSeq and is a predicted model, not a curated record. The coding region runs from base 6 to 2705 and encodes 899 amino acids.